AUGGCAAACACCGACCAAGAAAUUGCUCCAUUUAUUGAAAAAAGCCAGCAACCCCAAGAUUUGGCAAUUGAUAUCCAUGAAGAAGACUUAGAGCCUGCGCCUGAGUGUUGUAUUUACAAAGUCCCUAGACGUUUUCGUGAAGCAAAAGAAAAUGCCUACACUCCAACUUUGAUUUCAAUAGGACCUCUUCAUCGUGGUAAGACAAAUUUGGGUCGAAUGGAGUCGCAAAAGCAGAGAUAUUACAAAAAAUUUUGUCAAAGGACUUCCAAGAAGACAUUGGAAGAAUUUGUGAGCUUCAUCCAAGAGCAUUUAAAUCGUAUAUGCAAGUGUUAUCAAGUCCAAUUUGUCUUUAGGACUGAGUCGGAGGCUUCCAAGUUUACGGAGAUGAUACUAUAUGAUGCAGUUUUUAUCAUUGAGUACUUCUUGAGGAACUUUGAAAGAGAAGUCAACGACUUCUUAUUCCAUAGAGAAUGGUUAAGUGUUGAACUUCAAACGGAUUUAAUGUUACUUGAAAAUCAACUCCCGUUCUUUCUCCUUAAAGAUCUAUAUAACCUAGCUUUCGCUACUUCUAAUAAACCCUCUUUUCUCCAUCUUGCUCGCCUGUACUUCAAAGUCGAUGAAGACCAAACAUUAGACCAAAAGGGGAUUAAACACUUCACAGAUUUAAUUAGAUGCCAUGCAGUGACAACUCACCCUUCAAACUUGGUUGAGAAAACCAACAACAGAUACAGUGCAACGAUGUUGCGUGCUGUUGGUGUUCGGUUUAAAGCUGUGGACGACUGCUUGCUUAAUGUCAAAUUUGAGGAGGGAGUGCUAAAAAUCCCAUCUUUUCGUGUGGAGUAUGAAACUGAGACUGUUUUUAGAAACCUAAUAGCCUUCGAGCAAUGUCACUAUCCAAAUGAGGCCUAUUUUUGUGGUUAUAUUCAACUACUGGAUUCUCUUGUUGAUGUCGCUGAAGAUGUAAAUUUACUGAUUAAAAUGGGGANUAAUUGGGUUGUGGAUUAUUAA
Molecule: messenger RNA, 1008 nt
Organism: Theobroma cacao (cacao)
Lineage: Eukaryota; Viridiplantae; Streptophyta; Magnoliopsida; Malvales; Malvaceae
Source: RefSeq, a predicted model, not a curated record